This is a messenger RNA of Pantherophis guttatus, 5189 nucleotides long. The record is from RefSeq and is a predicted model, not a curated record. Lineage: Eukaryota; Metazoa; Chordata; Lepidosauria; Squamata; Colubridae.
AGGCUCAGGGGGAGACCUGGGCAGAGCCCUAGGCGCCUGGGCCCGCUGCUCUUGCUUGUGGCUAGGUGAGAAGGAGGAAGCCCAGGACCCGUUGAGAUGGGUGGAGCAGAAUCGCCCUGGAAGGUAGUCUGGGGGCCGUUGGCAUUGCUCUUCGUAAGCUCUGCAACAAAAAUUCUGAUCCAAGAUGCAUCUGUACCACUUAUGCAUGCAGGACUGGGGUGGUGCCCCCCAAAGUGGAUCCCGUACAGAGAUGAGUUUUGCCUCUAUCUCCCGACUGCUCCUGCUCUCUCCUGGAAGGAGGCCAGAGCCUUCUGUCAGGACCAAAAGGCAGAUCUGGUGGUCAUCAAGGAUUAUAGCAAGCAAAUGUUCCUGAGGGACCAUACCGAAGGUGCCAGGGGUCAUGCGUCAUACUUCUGGAUUGGACUGGCGUGGCGAGAGGCUCAGCUCACCUGGGUGGAUGGCACUCCAAUAUCACAGAGUUGGUACAGCCACUGGCUCCAGGGCCACCCUGGGAAGAAGCACUGCACCCAGCUUGUAGGCAUCUAUGCUGCGCAGUGGAGAGACUGGGACUGCGAGGCCAGCACCUCAUUUAUCUGUGAGAAGCCGAUGAAAGAUGCUUUUUCCAGCAGCACCAGAAAAGUGCGAUUCCGCUCUCACUGCUACGUCUUCCAUUUUCCAUCGUUGCGGGAACAGAGGUCGUGGGGAGAGGCCCAGUCUUUCUGCCAGGAGCUCGGAGGGAACUUGGCCGUUAUCCACGAUGAAGAGGAGAAUACUUUUCUCUCAAGUGCUUUUCCUGAGGAUGGCUGGUACCUAUGGAUCGGUCUGCACCUGGAGGCCAUGUGGAAGUGGAGCGAUGCCUCGGCCCCCACCUACCUCCGGUGGGACGCAGCCCCAUCCGCAGGGCAGGACCGGUGCGUGGUGCUCAGUCUUCGGCCUCUGGAUGGCGGGCAGCAUGGGACGUGGAAGGCCAGGCCUUGCCAGGUGCGCCCCGCAGCCGAAUACGUAGGUUUCAUCUGCCAACUCCAGUACGAUUCCUGUGGCCCUCCGGAGCCUGUUCGGUUUCUCCUCCCGGGCGGGAUGGGUCCUUAUGCCACAGCUGAUGUCACCUUCUCUUUGACUGCCCAUGCCACCUUCUCUCUGGUUUUGACCUGCUUCCAUCCAAAUGGCACCCUCUUCUUGAUCAUCUUUGAGUACAAUGCCACUCAUAUCCAUGGCAGCAUCUUUAGUGAGCAGGGCAGAUUUUUGGUGCACAAGAACUACCCUCGUGCCCCUUUCUCCCCCGGCCUCAACACCUGGAGCUUCAUCAGCUACCCAGAUGGCUUUGCCUGCUUCUUCAACCACCAGGAGCACUUCCGGCUGUCGGACAGCCAAAAUGCCUUCCUUGCGAACAUCAGCUCCUUGCAGAUAAGUGGAGCCACCGUAGCCAACGCUUCCCUGGAGUAUCCGCUUUCCUCUGACUUGCGCUUCCCCCACGGGAACAGCCUGCAGCUGGAGGAUGCCGUCCACUACUACCUGUGCAACUUCACUUUUGGGCUGUGGAUCCGAAGCGCCUUCCUGGACUCUCCUCGGAUGUGUGCAGUCAGCUACUCCUUGAAGUGGCAGCAGCAGGCAGAGUUUGCGCUCUUCCUUCUCUCCCCUUCUGGACUGGAAUUCCACGCCAAGGGAGCCCUGCUGUUCAGUGGCACCCGAGUCCUCCUUUUGGAUGGAUCCUGGCAUCACCUGGCUGUCUCGGUCACCAACACUCCCGGCGUUGCUCCCUUCAAAGUCUUUGUGGAUGGAGAGACCUGGCAGCCAGACGUGUCUGAAAGUGGUGGCUUCCUGUGGAAGGGGCUAUCCCUGGGAGGAAGGCUGAGCCUAGGGCAGCUGGAGGGCGGCCACGGGGGGGCCAGCUUCUACGUGGGCGAUCUGAGUGAGGUGAACCUGUGGGACCGAGCCCUUUCUGAGUUCUCAGUGAAGCAACUGUCAGCCUUGAGAAACAGGUGGAAGUUCCCCGGGAACGUGGUGAGCUGGAGUCAACUGGUUGCAAAGAAGCCUCCAGGUGUGCAGUUCAGCCCCACCAGUGAAGAGCCAGAUCGUCCUUUUGUGUGGUUUGGCCUCCUCCGGCUCAGAGGGAAGGCUUUGGUUCUCUGCACAGACCCAGAGCGGUCCAUCCUCCACAUCCAGCCCCUGCUUGGCCCAUGUGCCACACGGGCUCUCUGGGGAUUGCAGCUGAACGGUCGUCUCCGCAACGUUGCAGACCCUCCUGCUUGUCUUCUGGUGGCCUCAGGUGGCUCCUCUGUCCUGAGCAGCUGGGACUGCUCUCCCGAUGCUCGGAGCAGCUUCCGCCUCUUGCAGGACAUGCGUCUGCAGAAUCUGCACUCGGGGCUCUGCUUGUUUCAAGAAGCCGGCAAUGCCACGCUGUAUCUGGGGAAAUGCACUCUUCAGGCCUUGUUCUUUUUCCUGGAUUGGGAUGUGCACUGUCUCCAUUCCAGGGGCUGGAGGCCUUGGAAGGACAGAUGCCUCUUCUUCGUGCUGGACGCAGCUCUCGAGUGGAGCCAGGCGCAGAGGUUCUGCCAGCGGUUCCACGGGGGGAGCCUGCUCUCCCUGAACAGCCCACAGGAUCUGAUGUGGCUGCAGGGGCAAGUGCCAGGGAGCCUCUGGACAGGGUUGCACAGCAGUGGCAGAGAUCUGUGGAGCUGGCUGGAUGGGACCCGGUUCAACCAAGCGCUGAAGCGCUUCAUGUUCUUUUUGGAGCCUUCCAGCAUGGCAGUCUGCAUGCUUGCUCUGACCUCUGGCUUCCUGAAGGCCGAGCCGUGCCACAGGCCUCACCGGUGGAUCUGCCAGGCUCCGCGCCAAAGCGAUUUAUACAUGACCUUCCCUGGGAAAUCCUUUGUGGGCACCAAGAUUGCAGACCUGAGCUUUCCUUCGCUGCAGGCCGCCAAGCAGCAGUGCAGCGCAUUGGGCGAGGGCUGUGAUGUUGUGGUCAGCACCAUGACUGGCCACCACCUUAUGAUGGGGAAACGCUUUGUCACCCUGGAGGAUCCUGGAGCAGCAGCAGCAGCAGCAGCAGCAGCAGCCGUGCAUGUCAAAACAAGAUGCUCCCCCGGCUACUCUGGGCAGGACUGCCAAUCGAUGUGUCCUCGAUGUGAGCCCAGCUUGAGCUGCAACCCACUGACGGGCCUCUGCGAUGGCUUCCUCUAUUACCGAGAGGCUCCCGCCCUCAUUGCCUCACUGAAGUGCCUUCCGCUUGAGGUUUGGAUAUUUGAGCGAGGAAGUUGCUGGUCUUACGAGCGCUACAGUAGUCAGGUUGAAGCCAAGGCCGUGUGCAAGAGGUAUCUGGGUAGCACAGUCAGGAAGGUUCCACCCCUGAGCAAGGUCCCAGCUGGCCCCUCUGCAGAUGGGAGAAGAGGCUUCCAGCAGCCAGGAGGCUCACUUUGGGCUUGCCAGCGAGGUGAAGAUGUGAAGCUGCCUUCAUUCAGGGAGAAGCUGCUGCUGCCCCACCAGGAGGCUGCUCCCGAGCAGAGGCAUGCCUCGUGGCAGGAAGCCGAAGAUGCUUGCUACCUGCAGAAGGAACGCUGUACGGGGCUCCUGAGCCUGAAAGGAGCUCAUUACACAGUGGCCGGGACGGUGCUGGUCGACAGCCCUGGCUCAGGGGCUCUCCUCUCUGUGAAGGCAGCUUGCUCCCCUGGGUUCUGUGGCAAGCACUGCCAGAGGCGCUCUUCUCCUUGCCUGAGCACGCACACCUACAACCCUCUGACCGGCCGGUGUGAUGGCAGCCUGAGCUGUGUGCGUCGCUUCAGCCCGUCAUGUCUUCAUGGUCUGGUACAUUCCAGGUGUCCAAGGGGUCCCGGCUGGUGGUUCUGGGGCGGACACUGCUAUUACGUGGAGGAGCAGGGCAGCAAGAGCUGGCAAGAGGCCAAGGCUGCCUGUCAGGCCUAUGGCGAAAACGUGACCCUCCUGGUUCUGAGCAGUGCCAAGGAAAAGGCCUGGGUGGCAGCCAUGGUGCAGAGGGGCAGCUGGACAGGGCUGAGUGAUGCAGGCGGAGUAUGGAGAUGGGAAGAAGGCCGAGCGGAUAGCCUUUCUCUGCCUUGGUUACCCAAUGUGCCUCUGGUGUCCGGAGGCUGCUUGGAGAUUCGUCCCAGGGGAGACCCGGAUUUGGCCGCCUCCCCAUGCUCCCACCUCAGGCCCUGGGUGUGCGAGGGGCUCUGGGCACCCCUGAGUUCCUGUCCAGCAGAGCCCGGAUGGAGCCACUGGAAUGGCAGCUGCUACCUCUGGGACUCUUCCUCUGCUGGUGCCUGGCCAGAGGCCCUGGAGGCCUGCCGGAGGUUCAGAAAAACAGAGCUGCUGUACCUGACCACACUUCAGGAGAUGGACUGGGUGCGUUCCCACUUCCAAGGCACUUUCUGGACAGGCUUGAAUGACCGGAAGGAGGAGUCGGUCUUUCGCUGGUCAGCCUUGGAGCCCCUCAGCAAGCAAGUGGCUCACAGGUACUUGCGAGAUGACAUGGCAAAUGGAGGGCGGAAGGACUGUGUGUGGUUUGACUCAGCAACAGGACUUCUGAGUGAUGCCAGCUGUGGGGAAGAGAGGCCUUUCUUGUGCAAAUGCCCUGAAGCCACAGAGUGGUUUGAUCAGUGGACUGGCUACGGCAUGGUGGGAGAGCCAUCACUGCUCUAUCCCUCUGCAGAAACCCUGGAGGGGGCCAAGCGGGAGUGCCUGCUGGAGCGCCCCGUCUGUGUGGCCGUCCUGGAGACAAGGUCCGGCUUCUACCUGCUCAGCAGCAAGGAUGAUGCCAGCCCCAAAGCAGACUCGGUGCUUCAUGUGUGGACCAUUUGUGCAGAAGGGUUUAGUGGCCUAGCCUGCCGUAAGACCUCAGCAGGCGCAGCCCGGCCAGCCUGUGACUGCAGUGGCACGUUGAAGACCACGGCAGAGAAAGUUUGUGGCGUCCCUGUACAGACCUGUGUGGAAGAUUGCCAGCAAAUGACUCCCAGGACUAACUGCUCGUUUUGCAUCCCUGUCUGCACUGAGGCCAGCCUGAGCUUUCUGGACCCUGAAGAGUUUGCUCUCGUCACCAUGAUCCAGUUCAAGGUGUCCCAUUCCCUCAAUCUCACGACAGAGGACGAAAGGGACCGGACGGUCUCCUCCAAGGUCGUAUAUGAUGACACCAAGUACCCAUGACAGGAGAGGCCAAUAAAGGCUCUGGAGGUGCCGAG